GCGCGGUGCGUUUUUCCCGCCACAGCGAAGCGGGGUCAUAGCGAAAGUCACUCCAAAUAUCCUAGUAUAAAAACACAGAACACCAACCACUCUGCAUCCAGUCAUUCCCGACUCGAACAACACACAAGAGGCACAAUGAAAACAGCGAUCUGUUUAGUUUUCCUGCUGGUAGCAGCAGCUGCUGCCAGUGAGAAGAAGACUACAGAGAAAAAGGCAGAGCCUUUGGACAAGAAGUUGGACAAACGUGGUCUCCUGAACCUCGGCUACGGAUACGGCAUCAGCGGCCUUGAUAUCGGCCACAUCGGCAGCUCUCACGGCAUCGGUGGCGCUUACAACUUCAUCGACGAAGGCGCCAUCGCCCAACACGGCUACGGUAUCCCUCUCGGUGAACACACCGAUGUGACCAGGACCAUCACUCUGGUCAAGGGUGUACCCGUCGCCUACCCGGUCGAUAGACCCGUGCCAUAUCCCGUUGAGAAGCACGUGCCAUACCCCGUCAAGGUCCCCGUCCCCCAGCCGUACGAGGUCGUCAAACACGUGCCAGUUCACGUGAAGGAGUACGUCAAGGUCCCAGUCCACGUCCCCGCUCCGUACCCGGUAGAGAAGAAGGUGCCCUACCCCGUCCACGUGCCCGUCGACAGGCCCUACCCCGUCAAGGUGUUGGUGCCUCAGCCCUACCCCGUCGAGAAGCACAUCCCAUACCCGGUCAAGGUGCCCGUGCCGCAACCCUACCCCGUGGAGAAACACGUGCCAUACCCCGUUGAAGUUAAAGUACCAGUGCCCCAGCCCUACCCAGUCGUGAAGCACGUCGGCGUCCCCGUUAAAGUGCCAGUCGACAGGCCUUACCCCGUGCACGUACCUGCCCCUUACCCCGUAGAGAAGCCCGUGCCAGUAGCUGUUCCCGUUGAGAAGCCCGUCGCCUACCCCGUGCACGUUCCCGUCGACAGGCCUUACCCCGUCCCAGUCGAGAAGCCUUACCCCGUGCCCGUGAAGGUGCCCGUCCCUGAGCCUUACCCAGUGUACAAGCACGUCCCGUACGCGGUCGAGAGGCCCUUCGCCUACCCCGUCAAGGUCCCCGUCGACAGGCCCUAUCCCGUGCACGUUGAGAAGCACAUCCCCAUCGCUGUGGAGAAGCCCUACCCCGUGCCCGUGAAGGUGCCCGUAUACCUCAACAACGAACACUACGACCAUUCCCACAGUCACCUCAACUACGGAGGCUCAUACUACGAGCACUAAGUGCUCAAACUAUAGGUUAAGAUCCAUCUCACCGCCCAGCAUGGCCGGGACAGCAGCAACAAAAAAUUUUUGUAUAUUUAUAACGUCAUAUGGGCGUCGUGUAGCUAGUGAUACAAGGUUACCAUUUCUAAGUUAAGACUGUAAAAUAAGGAAAACAGAAAAUAAAAAAUUGUAAAAAUAA
Messenger RNA from Cydia fagiglandana, 1417 nucleotides. RefSeq lists its product as uncharacterized. The transcript has 2 exons. The coding region runs from base 136 to 1236 and encodes 366 amino acids. The record is from RefSeq and is a predicted model, not a curated record. Lineage: Eukaryota; Metazoa; Arthropoda; Insecta; Lepidoptera; Tortricidae.